Messenger RNA from Alosa sapidissima (American shad), 667 nucleotides. RefSeq names its product metastasis-associated protein MTA3-like. The coding region runs from base 344 to 667 and encodes 107 amino acids. Lineage: Eukaryota; Metazoa; Chordata; Actinopteri; Clupeiformes; Clupeidae. The transcript has 4 exons. The record is from RefSeq and is a predicted model, not a curated record.
CUGCUGAAUUUGCAGACAAUAGCCAUACAUAAAAAGAAAGAAAACAACAAUUGGGGCAUGUGUUGGUGUGUAAGGCCAUUAGUGACCUAUGAACAUUAGUAAGACUAACAUCUGCUCUUGCUGAUAAAAACGGUAGCUUGUCACUUCCCAGCCACAGUGCGCAGCCUCUGUAAGCAUCUGUCUGGGCAAACUCACCAGCCAUCAAUAACUAGAGGCUGGAGUCUCGCGGGCCCCUUCAUCAAGCUGACUGGUUAAAUCUGCUGAGGUGGAGGGCGGUGAGGGAGAGCGAGAGAGCAUGAGAGAGAGUUGUUCACCGUGCCUCACUGCAUUCUGAUGUGUAGAUAUGAUCAGAGCGUCGGAGGGGACAGGAGGAAGGCCGGUGCGAGUCAGACCCACACCCAGAAGCACCCUGACCAGCGUGCUGCAGUUCCUUGAGUCCCGCCCAGCCCCCCACGGAUUGAGGCCCCCGAGGACCCCCAGCCUGCAGGUGCAGCCUCCGCGUCGUCUGCUCUCCUCCCUGCCCAGUCACGGGUCACUCAGCAUGCUGGGGAAACGCAGCUACCAGCACCACAGCCAGCCAGAGGCGGAGAGGAGGGGAGCCACCGCAGCGCAAGAUAACCCAGGACACAUUGUAGGACCUGUUCUGUGGCACCGAUGCGUCCUAUGA